UAAACGCGCGGGGAAACGGGGGCGGCCGGAGGCCUUCCUUCCCUUCUUCCUUCCGUGUCGCUCUGAAGGACAGAGCGGACACGAAGGAGAGAAAGAGAUGCGAGCAAGGGACGACGCGCCAAUGGAGAGGAGGAUGAUCGCUGCCGCCCGUCGCUUCUUAUUCUUCGACCCGUCUUCUUCCUCGCUUCUGCUGUGCCUCCUGCUCUCGCUCCUCUCAGCCAACAAUGGCAUUGUAUCGGCGGCGAAUGCGCCACUCAAGUUCGGCAUCAACUACGGCCAGAUAGCGAACAACCUCCCGCACCCGGCGCAGGUGUCCGGCCUCAUCCGGUCGCUCAACGUCAAUAGGGUCAAGCUCUAUGACGCCGACCCGGCCGUCCUCACGGCCUUCGCCGGCACAGGCGUCGAGUUCACCAUCAGCAACGGGGACCUCCUCAAUAUGUCCGACGCCGGCAACGCGCGCGCAUGGGUGGCGCAGAACGUCCAGCCCUUCCUCCCGGACACCCGCAUCACCUGCGUCAUCCUCGGCAACGAGGUGCUCUCCGGCACAGACGCGGCCGCCAUGCAGAGCCUCCUCCCCGCCAUGCAGGCCGUGCACCAGGCGCUGGUGGACCUGGGCCUCGACGGCCAGGUGAACGUGUCGACGUCCCAGUCCGUCAACGUGCUCGCCAGCAGCUACCCGCCGUCGGCCGGCGCGUUCCGGGAGGAGGUCGUGCAGUACAUGCGGCCGCUGCUGGACUUCCUCGCCGAGGUCGGCUCGCCGUUCCUGAUCAACGCGUACCCGUUCUUCGCCUACAAGGCCAGCCCCGGGAGCGUGUCGCUGCCGUAUGUGCUGUUCGAGCCCAACCCCGGUGCGCACGACCCCGGCACCAACCUCACCUACGACAACAUGCUCUACGCCCAGAUCGACGCCGUGUACGCGGCCAUGGAGGCCAUGGGGCACAAGGACAUCGCCGUGAGGAUCUCCGAGACCGGGUGGCCGUCCGCCGGGGACGCCGACGAGGUGGGCGCCACCGUGCAGAACGCCGCCACGUACAACGGGAACCUCAUGAAGAGGGUCGCGGCGGGCCAGGGGACGCCGCUGAGGCCGGACGUGCCCGUGGACGUGCUCGUCUUCGCCCUGUUCAACGAGAACAUGAAGAACGGGCAGGCGUCCGAGAGGAACUACGGGCUGUUCUACCCCAACGGCACGUCGGUGUACGACCUCGGGUUCGACGCGGCGUCGUUCAGCCCGUCGCCGAGGGCAUCGGGGUUUUCCUCUUCUUCCAAGCCGACGAUGCAGAUGUCUUUUCCGGUGGGGGUGGUUGUCCUGCUUGCAGCAUUUCUCUUGUAAUCACCAUCGACAAGUAUAUUUAGGCAUUUAGCUAUUGUGAUUGGUUACUAACCGAUAGUUCAGUUUGUGCCAACAUGCAUGGCACAUGAGAUCAGCUGAUCGUACAUUGUUCUCGCACUAGGUAAGCUUAUCUUGAUUCUUGACCA
Triticum dicoccoides is the source of this 1476-nucleotide messenger RNA. Its product is annotated as glucan endo-1,3-beta-glucosidase 14-like. The record is from RefSeq and is a predicted model, not a curated record. Gene Ontology annotation, molecular function: hydrolase activity, hydrolyzing O-glycosyl compounds. The coding region runs from base 98 to 1330 and encodes 410 amino acids. Gene Ontology annotation, biological process: carbohydrate metabolic process. NCBI's taxonomy places the organism in Eukaryota, Viridiplantae, Streptophyta, Magnoliopsida, Poales, Poaceae. The transcript has 3 exons.